CUUUUCUUUUUCGUUUUAUUUUUGGGAGUGAAUCCAAUCAAUGAGAAGAUUCAACAAAACAAAAGCGUUAUACAAACAGACAACUUAUUUUUCAACAACCUGAUCAGCUUUAUCCAAGGAAACUCAAGAGUAGUAAUCCAGCCACAAGCAUUUACAUCCCACAUCUCAAAAGAUAAAAGUGGACCCUCUAUUAUUUCUCUCUUUUGCCUUGGCUUUCUCCUAAAAUAUUGCAUUUUAAUUUGCACAACCACGCCAAUUAUAUGGGUCCAGCUUCAGUACGUCUUCUAUAAUCUGUAUGCACGGCCAUUUAAUCCUUUGGUGAUCACCAAAACUAGGCUUAAAGACACAUAGACCCUCUUGUUGAACUUCCUUUUCCAUUUUUGUCCCUCCUUCAAGGCCAUCCAUAGCAAAGUCGAUCACUACUUUCUCUCUCUUCAGUCAUGUUAGAGGGCAAAGCAGUCGUUGGCGAGACUGACAUGCUGCAAGCGAUGCAGGAAGACGCGCUUCACUUGGCUGCGAAGGCGCUCGACGUAUUUGAUGUCAAUGAGACUACUAAUAUAGCCCACUUAAUUAAGAAGGAUUUUGAUGAGGCGUACGGACAUGGGUGGCAAUGCAUAGUGGGAACGGAUUUCGGGUCCUUUGUGACGCACCGCCAGGGCUUUUUCAUCUACUUCUGCGUUGGCAGCCUCGCAUUCUUGCUCUUCAGGGUCGCAGUUAAUUCAGAAGCGGAUGCCAUCUUGCACCCUGCCAUUGAGGCUGUGAAUACAUAAAGCUGUGUUUGUAUCUUUAUUUAGCUUGUUUAUUGUUGUCAUGGUUCGUCAUUGAAAAACGGAUAAUCUAAAGAACGAAUUCCGAGUAGCAAUUUCCCAUCUUUCUUCCCUUUUCACCUUCCAUCUUAUUCAGUUGUAUUAAGGCUUCAAAUCAUAAUUCCAGUG
Molecule: messenger RNA, 935 nt
Organism: Morus notabilis
Lineage: Eukaryota; Viridiplantae; Streptophyta; Magnoliopsida; Rosales; Moraceae
Product: dynein light chain 1, cytoplasmic
Exons: 2
Coding region: 441-770 (109 amino acids)
Biological process (GO): microtubule-based process
Cellular component (GO): dynein complex
Molecular function (GO): dynein intermediate chain binding; dynein light intermediate chain binding
Source: RefSeq, a predicted model, not a curated record